AUUCACAAACACUGUCGAAGAAGCACGAAGGUUUGGUUUCCAUUGCGAUUUGCGGAGAGUGAGCUUGUCGGAAAGAAGAGAAAAUGGGAAGAAAGAAGGGGUACGUUGAGUUCGAUGAAUCGCCGCCGGACGAUUUCGAUCCGGCUCAUCCGUACAAGGACCCGGUGGCGAUGUUGGAGAUGAGGGAACACAUCGUCAGGGAGAAGUGGAUCCAAAUCGAGAAGGCUAAGAUCAUUCGGGAGAAGCUUCGUUGGUGCUACCGCAUCGAAGGUGUCAACCACUUUGAGAAGUGCAAACAUCUUGUUAACCAGUACCUUGAAUCCACUCGUGGUGUUGGUUGGGGCAAGGAUCAUCGUCCCCACUGUUUCCACGGUCCAAAACCUGAGCCCGUGGAAUCUGAAUGACUGUCCUGUGGAUAAAUAAAAAGGGAAGAUUUAUUACCCAACUGAUCAUAUCGCUGAAAUCAGAUAAUUGGUGGAGAAGUGCCUAUGUAGCAGUUAUUGUGUUCUUGUUCUUUUCCGUUAUUCAAACUUCAUUUGAAGUUCAACUGUAUUUUGGCCUUACGUCGGCUAUUUUUGCUUGGCUUAUCAGGCUUGUGUUGCUUGUUAACCUCUAAAUGUAAACAAGUUUGAAAAGACUUAUGAGCAGAAGUACAUCAGUUUAUGAAAUAAGUUUCUCAGCAUUCUCUCUA
Lotus japonicus is the source of this 691-nucleotide messenger RNA. Its product is annotated as NADH dehydrogenase [ubiquinone] 1 beta subcomplex subunit 10-B-like. The coding region runs from base 84 to 404 and encodes 106 amino acids. The record is from RefSeq and is a predicted model, not a curated record. The transcript is spliced from 3 exons. Lineage: Eukaryota; Viridiplantae; Streptophyta; Magnoliopsida; Fabales; Fabaceae.